CUGCUAGCUUACUUAUUCCUACUGCAGAUGAGUAACUGGAAGAGGUGCAUUUUCACUCUCUGCUCCGAGACCUCAGCCUAAGGUUCCAGAAAACAUGCACUCCUUUCAGUUACUGUGUUCUCUCCUCCUCUGCAAUGCCCUGGUGGUAGCUGCCCAGAGAAAACUACAGAAAGUCCCUGAGCAGGAGGAGGAGGAGAACGUCACGCGGAUAAGGAUGCCUCAAACUCUCUCCCGAGGAUGGGGUGAUGAAAUUGAAUGGGUUCAGACAUAUGAAGAAGCUUUAGCUAUAUCAAGAAACAGCAAGAAACCUCUGAUGAUCAUCCACCACUUAGAAGAAUGCCCUUAUAGCCAAGCUUUAAAGAAAGCUUUUGUUUCCAGCCCAGAGAUCCAAAAGAUGGCUCAAGAGGAUUUUAUUAUGCUUAAUCUGGUGCAUUCGAGCACAGAUGACAACCUGGCCCCUGAUGGCCACUAUGUCCCUAGGAUCCUCUUUGUCGAUCCCUCUAUGACAGUUCGAGCCGAUCUGACAGGAAAGUAUAAGAACAAAAUGUAUGCAUAUGAACCAGAAGAUAUUUCAAACUUGAUUGAAAACAUGAGACGAGCAAAGACACUUCUCCACACUGAACUAUGAACAACGGGCCUGACCAGAUCUACACAUGCC
Molecule: messenger RNA, 658 nt
Organism: Chelonia mydas (Green sea turtle)
Lineage: Eukaryota; Metazoa; Chordata; Testudines; Cheloniidae
Product: anterior gradient protein 3-like
Exons: 8
Coding region: 95-628 (177 amino acids)
Cellular component (GO): endoplasmic reticulum
Source: RefSeq, a predicted model, not a curated record